Messenger RNA from Drosophila ananassae, 1405 nucleotides. Its product is annotated as transcription factor Ouib. Gene Ontology annotation, molecular function: RNA polymerase II transcription regulatory region sequence-specific DNA binding; zinc ion binding; DNA-binding transcription factor activity, RNA polymerase II-specific. NCBI's taxonomy places the organism in Eukaryota, Metazoa, Arthropoda, Insecta, Diptera, Drosophilidae. The record is from RefSeq and is a predicted model, not a curated record. Gene Ontology annotation, biological process: regulation of transcription by RNA polymerase II. Gene Ontology annotation, cellular component: nucleus. The transcript has 4 exons. Bases 183 to 1331 code for a protein of 382 amino acids.
GUGAUUGGAACCACUAUACGUCAGCGUCGCUAUCGUGCAUCCCUGGAAGGAAAAUGGCGAUGCAUGUCUUUUUUUUUCUCAUUCGCUUUACACAACACUUUUGAGCAACACGGAAUUAACACUAAAAUACUGUACGAGCGGUUCUUUUAACUAAGCGAAAACAGAAGAAAAGACUUACCAGGAUGCGGGGUGAACUAGGACCACAGAUGUGCCGGGUGUGCCUGGAGACCAAUCAGAGGCUGCAACGUUUGGACGAAACCCGCGAAGAGGGAGAAGAGACGCCAAACGAGAUGUUGAUCCAGCUACUUGGUGUCUCAUACAGCAAAUUAAAUGACAAGGAACAGAUUCCGGAAGGCAUAUGCAAGGCCUGCAAGGUGGAGCUGAACAUGGCCUACCAGUUUCGUGAAAAGGCUCUACGGCGGCAGGCCGAAAUCGAGGAUUAUUUGAGAGAAAUGGGUCUAAUCGAUGAUACAGAAGACAUGUUCAUUAAGGAAGAGGACGAGAUGAUGUACAUUAUCGAAGACACUAGUGAAGGAAAGGAUGACGAAUUUUUGGAGGUGGAGUCCAGUGAACAGCAAGAGGUUAUUACAGAGAAUGGCGACACCAUUGAGUUCCUGGACGACAACUACACCAUUGAAAUGAACUCUGAUCAGGGUGAAAUAGUCUUGGAGGCGAAGGAAAAGUUCGAGGAGACGGCAACACAACAGCAGGUGCUGCAGGAGGCGGCCAGCACCAGUCUAAAGGCCAGACGUGGUCGCGUUCGCCGCGGGCUUAACUCCCUAACCACUUCCGAUGGAACUGAAAAAGGCGGUUACAUUUGUGAUGUGUGCGGAAACUUCUAUGAGAAGCGCGGUCGCAUGAUGGAACACCGACGACGUCACGACCUUGUCUGCCAAUAUCAGUGCGAACUGUGUGAUGCCAAAUUCCAGGUACGAGAACAGCUACGCAAGCAUAUGUACUCGCACACGGGCAGCAAGCCAUUUAAGUGCAGUUUCUGUAGUCGGCAGUUCUUCUACGAGAGUGUGCUUAAAUCCCACGAGAAUGUGCAUCGUGGAAUCAAGCCGUACGUCUGCAAGGUAUGCGAUAAAGCAUUCGCAUAUGCUCACUCGCUGACUAAGCAUGAGCUCAUUCAUACUGACAUUAAGUUGUACCGAUGCGAGUACUGUAACAAGGACUUCCGCCUGCUGCACCAUAUGCGCCAGCACGAGGAGACCAGGCUGCAUCAGAACGCCGUGAUGCUGGCCGAGAGCAUGAAGGUGGACAUGUCGGGAGAGGAAGAUGGUGAGACGCAGAAGAUCCGCAUGCAGGCAAUUCGCAGUUCGCAAUCAUAGAAUUAGUACUAUUCUUCUUAUAUUUUACUGUAAUUUAAUAUCUCUUUAGAAAUAUAAUCCUUUUUUCCAGUUUA